Messenger RNA from Heterostelium album PN500, 1848 nucleotides. RefSeq lists its product as uncharacterized. Gene Ontology annotation, cellular component: membrane. The transcript has 6 exons. Bases 1 to 1848 code for a protein of 615 amino acids. The record is from RefSeq and is a predicted model, not a curated record. Gene Ontology annotation, molecular function: alpha-(1->3)-fucosyltransferase activity. NCBI's taxonomy places the organism in Eukaryota, Evosea, Eumycetozoa, Acytosteliales, Acytosteliaceae.
AUGUCAAUAUUUAAGAGUAAUAGUAAAAGUAAUAAUAAAUGGAGUAAAAGUAAUUUGUAUAUAUUUUUGGUUUUAUUUUAUAUAUUAUUUAUUGGUGGUGGAGUUUGUAAUGCAGAUGAAACUAGAAAGAUAUUGUUUUGGGCUGGUCCAUCGUGGACUGGUAUGGGAACGAAUCCCUACAAGACGCCAAACUAUCUCGGUCAAACCUAUACGAAACCAUCGUGUCCAAAGCAAUGCGAGUUCUCGGGUGACAAGGCGAAACAGGACGAAGCCGAUGCCGUUGUCUUUGAAGCACAACCACUCGGCCAGUUUGGCUAUGCAUACCUGAAGGAUCUGCCAGACUUUCCUCAGAAGCAAGUCGAUCAGUACUAUGUGAAUUUCGGUUUCGAACACGAACACUACUUCCCGCUGCAAUUCGAACCGGGCUAUCUCAGUAACAUCGAUGUCAACAUGACAUUCAGACAGACGUCGCAAGUCUAUAUUACGUUCACCUGUAGCUGGGGACAGAUGGAUCACGGAUCGAUCGACAACUUUAAGAACGCCCCGGUAAAGCCGUUCAAAGAGAAGAUCAAAGGCGUUGGAUUCAUGUCGAGUAACUGUGUCGGUGGUGGUGCAAUCUACCGUACCCAGUACAUCAAGAACAUGAUGCAGUUGAUGGUGGUUGACGGACUCGGUGAGUGUCUACACACCAAAGAUCUAGACAAAGAGGAUCAGAAAGCUGUAUUCGCAGACUUGGGUGAAUCAAUGAAAAUCAAAGAGAAAGUAUUAGGUCGUUAUCUCUUCUCUCUUUCAUUUGAAAACAAUAAUAUUACGGAUUAUGUUACUGAAAAAGUUUAUUCAUUAUUAAUGAGUGGAAGUAUACCAAUUUAUAUGGGUGCAGAUAAUAUCGAUGAAUAUGUACCGGAGAAGAGUAUUAUAAAGACGAGUGACUUCAAGUCACCUGCGGAUUUGGUCAAGUAUUUGUUGUAUUUGUCAGAGAAUGAAGAGGAGUAUAACAAGUAUUUCGAGUGGAAGAAUAAACCUUAUCCAGCGGCAUUCAAGGAGAAGUACGACCGAUGUGUAUUCUACAGUGGUGAAUGUAACCUGUGUACACACAUUCACAAGAUCUACGAUGAAGUUAAAUCGAAAGAGAACCCCGGUCAUAGAAUCCACUUUGGUGAACCAGCCGAGGUCAAAAAGAAUAUUAGAAUUGCACAGUUCACUCACAACUCUUGUAUCGAAGUCAACAGAAACGCUUCAUCUCACAAACCAAUCGCCGGUCAAUUUACAUUUAUGUCUUGGAUCUACCCAGAAAGUGGAUCAUCUUCAAAAAUAUUAUUUUCAGUUGAUUCCAUUAGUAUUGGUAUUUCAAGAGUUUGGAAACAGUUUUAUUUAUAUUAUUGCAACGGUGAUAAUUGUGUGACUGGUGAGAAACCUAUUCCAUUUGGUGAGUGGAGACAUAUCGCUGUUUCCAUUACUAACGAGACUGCAAGAACCGAAACAAUCAGACUCUAUGUCAAUGGUUUGGAGGAUGUAUCAUUAUUCUCAUCAUCAUCCGUAACCUCAGAAGUAUCAAACUUUAAAUUUGGAUGUAAAGUGUGGAAUACAGCACUGAGCGCUGAAACAAUUAGGAAAUCAAUGUUUAAAAAGUUUAGAGGAGAUGAAGUGGGUCUAGAAGCCUAUAUGACAUUCAACGAUGUUGUAGUUUCUGAUUAUUCAAAGUAUAGAUCUGCAUUAGCUAUAUCCAAUAUUAUAAAUAGUAACAGUAGUAAAGUUAAAGCAUUUUAUGAGGGUGUUAGUUGGUUAUUGAUUUAUUUGUGGUUAUAUCAACAAUCAAUUAUUCAAAAACAACAACAACUAGAACAAUAA